UUUUUGCCUGUACCAAACACGGUCUGUUUUUGCUGCUUCUUUUUGUCUCCCGUCCCGUGGACUUUUCUCCAAAGGGAUUUCCAAUUCGCAAAAAUAUAGAAACCCAAAUAAGACUACCGAUCGCGCGUUCGCGGAGAUCCUAUCGUUCCGUGGGUGCAAGUGUAACACCAAUAGUUCACGACGAAAAUACAAAGUAGCGCAGUACAAAAGUUUCCUCCGCUCCACCUCCUCCCAAAGAUCUGCGGAUCGCAGGAACCAAGAACUGUGGUGCUGGUGCAGGGCCAGGUGCCCCCACGCGUCCGGAGUGCAAGAGGAGGCGUCGCGUCGCCCGGAUUAUGUCAUUUGUUUACGGGCAACUGCCGCAGGCAGAGAAGCGCUUUUGAAUGUUGCACCCGAAAGAGGCAGCGAAAACCUGUAAAAAUGUAGACUGUGUGCGUGUGUGUGUGCGUUAGUGUUAGUAUUAGUGUUAGUGUUAGCGGACCAGUGUUGGUGAGAGUGAGUGUGAGUGGCGCGGAUAAUGGACGUUUAGUCGUCGUAUAAAAAUACGCGUAGAUAUAGGAGAUAUACACACAUACUCGUAUAUAUGCGGACAGGCACGCCGCCGUAUCUGCGCCGCAGCACGUCGUUCGAGAGCCCGCGCGCCUCCCCGAUGCGGCUGCUCCCCUCCAGAGUCAGCUCUAGCAUCGUCUCCGCCUCCGCCUACGAUUAGAGCCAAUGGCCACGUUCAAUGCAAGCGCCAGCAGCAGUGCCGCCGAUGUCCUGAGCUCCACUUUGGCCGCCACCUCGGCCACGGCCACGUUCCUGGUGCCCCCAGCGGCCACGCAGGCGGGAGCCAUUGCAGUACAGCAGCCAGCGCCUCAUCCGCCGCACCUGCAGCUGGAUCAGUUUGGAGGCUACGCUACGGGAGCACCGCUGCACCACCAUCAUCAGCAGACCAACUCGUCUUACACCUUUGUGCAGAUAAAGCGGGAGCCCUGUCAGGUGUCUGAGAUUAGCUCCAACAACUGCCACCAACAGCAGCAGGCGCAUCAUCAGCACCAGCAGCAGCACCACCACCAACUCCAGGGCCUGGGUAGCGUGUCUUCGUCCUCGGUCACCGCCUCGGCCACUUCCAAGACCAUGUCUUCGUCCACGCUCACCACACUGGUGAAGAUCGAGGCCCCCUCGCCAAAGGUGCCCGACCUGGAGAAGUCAACAAGCAAUUCCGUGCCCAUUGGCAUAGCGGUGGCCAGGAAGCGGCCGCAGGAAGCCUUGGUGCCGGCUCUGAGCACCCCGGCCGCGCUGCCGCUGCAGCAAUCACUCAGCAAGGACAUGAACUGCUUUGGCAUACGCGUCGCUGACCUUGGCGCCACCAGUUGCGGCAAUCUGUACUUCACGGGCAACGGUGACCUGAUGACCACUGGCACGGCCACCGCCGAGGAGCUGGCCUUAAGUGCCGCGGGCGUUAAUCGAGCACCGUCCACCUUCUGGCAGUAUCCAAAUGCAUUACCCAUUGAAUCAGUGAUUUCCAUGUCGCCCGCCACAGUGGGCCUGCAGUACUCGCGGGAGGCCAGCCGCGGACAGGUGGUGCUGCUGCCGGCCGCCCCCACAGCGCUCGAUCCGUUCCAGCAGGCAGCGGCUGCCGCGGCCUUCGUCUGGCCCUCCGCCUACAUACCCCAGGCGCCGGGUCCCGGCGGUCCCUCAGCCGCUGCUGCCUCGCUGCAGCCGUCGCCCAACCUGACCAACUUGCCCAACUUCAUCUUCCCCUCGAUGGGCAGCCACCAGGCUCUGGGCAAUACGCCCUCGUAUGCCUCCACCCUGCAGCUGUAUCUGGCCGCCGCAGCCACCGCCACGGGAAGCUCGACGAUGUGCCAGCACAGCAAUCAGCAGACCAGCACCACCACCACAAACUCCACCAUCAAUCUGAGCCUAGCCUCGGGUGCGGGUGUCACGAGCAGUGCCAAUGCGGCCAGUAGCCUCAGCUCAAGCAGCAGCCUCAGUGCGAGCAGCUCCAGGUUCCUCAGCCUGGCCACAGGUCAGGGUGGGCCCAUGGGCUCGCUGCUGCUGCCGCCAACGGGAAUGAAGCUGGAGGACUAUCAGUCGCAGCCUCUGCCGUUGUCGUUGCCGCCGCUAGUGCCGCUGGAGGCGACGCGCGACAAGGAGCAAGCUUUAAAUCUGAUGCGCCUGCCCACGCCGCCCACAUCGGCCACAAUGGAGCCGUCGUCCCUUGGCCAUGCAACACCCCACCAGCUCUUCCAGUCGGUACCCAUGACGACCUCUACGCCGGCCUUGUUGAAUCUAUCGAUGCACGGCUCAGGUGGACAGCUGCCUGUUGCCACGCCCCUGCCUGCGGUUUGUGACGAAGCGGCGCUGAACUACAAGCUGCACGCACCGCUGACGCCGCAGACCCCGCCCCGUCUGGCGGAGAUUUCGGUGCCAGGAAGUACUCCUCUUUCCCUGCCGCAGAUGCAGGACGUCAACAUACAGACGGAUACUCCUGUGUGCAGCGAGGAUGAGAGCUUUCCGGGUCCACCGAAGCAGCAGGAGUCGGCAGGGGAAGCCAAUCCGAUUGCCGCCUCCUUAAUCCAGCCGCUGGAACUGACCAAGCCCAGUGAAGCCAGCCAUACCCUGCCGAACGAGUGCCAUACCCAGACCGAACCCAGUGACAUAGUACCCAGUGCCAGCCAGGCGGAGUCAGCGGAGCAGACUCCCCCGGAAUCCAUAGAAAUAUCGUCCCAGGCCACGACGCAGGCUGCUCAGACGGCGCCCGAGGACCUGACCGGCCUCGAGCUGCUUUCCAACAUCAGCACCAACAGUACUCCGCUGGUGCGGAUCAAGCAGGAGCCGGUGGAGCAUAUUGAGCCGCCUCAGGAGCAGCCUGUUGAAGUGGCACCACAAGAGCCUCUGCCGACCAUUCUGCAAAUAGAGCCAGCGCCCACGCCGGAGCCGCUGGGAGGCCUUAAGCUGUUGUGCGCUCUCGCCGAACAGCGAAUUCAGGAGGAGGAGGAGGUGCAGGGUAGUAGUCUCUUUGCUAGGCCUUCCUCCUCGCGUACGCCCACACCGACGCCUCAAGCUUCUGGGACACCGCCUCCGGCUCUGGAUACCAGGCCUUGUUUCGGCUUUGGCCCACCCCAGGGACCACCAGUCUUCCCCUCCUCAACCUCCUCCUUUCAGAUGCCAUUGAGUUCACCCGGUUUUCCCUCGAUGCAGGGCAUCGAGCUGCCUUCCACCUCCGUGGCGGCCGCCACUGAGCUUACACCCGUGAAGCGCAAGAAGCACAAACAUUCCAAGUCCUCUGGCAGUGAUAGCCGGAAGUCGGCGCGCUGCAGCAAAAAGAGCAAGAAGAAGCGCCGCCAUAGCAGCAGCCGGCAGCAGCAGCAGGCGACUACAGCUCCGAUGGCGGAGGAGGAUGUGAACCUGCAGGACGAGCAGCUGCAGUCGGAGCUGCGCAGCGCUCUACAUGCCAUGGAUCCCAGCUAUGCGCAGCGCUUUGGCCAAGAGGUGUUUAGCAUCAUGGACAACAGCAUGCGCAUGAGGCUGGCCGACAUUACGAGGCAGUAUCGCAAGAAGAAACGGAAGCUGGACGAGAUAAGCAAGCACAAGAAAAAAAAGAAGUGCUCCAAGCAGCAGCAGCAGCCGUUAGUCCAACCAGCGGCGGUUCAGCCAGCACCUGCACUGCAGCAGCCACAAAUGACUCUGUCCAGUGUCCUGGGGACCUCGUCACCUCUACGCGACUACAAGUUCCCAAAGUUCUCGAGCAAUAACCUUCAGACGUCCAGCUUCCUGCGAUUCCCGGAGAAGACGCACUCCUUCCCACCGCCUCCCCUGCAGCAGAGUCAGCCAGAGCCCAGUCCCUUGCCCACUAGCUGCUCAUCGAGUACCUCUUCAUUUGUGCGCCUCGAGCCCAGUGCCCUUGAUGCGGCCGUUGCUACUGUCCCAACUACCUCAGCAUCCUCCUGCUCGCCCUCUUCAAAACAACAAACAGUUGUUUCUGCGGCGCGGAAGCAGCGUAAGAUGAAGGCGAGCAUCGCAGGCGGCCCUGGAGAGACUACCACAGCCCCAGAGGCCAAGCGACGGGUCAGCGGCAUUGAUCGGGAGCUGCAGCUGACCAGCGAGCAUCUGUAUCGCGAUGAGACGCGAGUCCUCACCGACAUGGGCGGGCUAUUCUACGCGGGAGUGAUGAAGCCACUUCGUCCGCCGGAUGUAUACUCGAUCACACUGGACGGGGAGCGCGGCAACAAGUCGCACGUAAUGUCUCGCGAGGAUAUACUCAAGGAUACGAUUCUCGAGGUGGCGCCAAAGAGCGUCGAGAGCGUACCCGUGGGUACGCGUCUGUGCGCUUACUGGAGCCAGCAAUACCGAUGUCUUUACCCGGGCCGUGCCAUCGACUCGGAGCAGGCUGAGGAUGGUACGACCAGCAGCAGCAGCAAUACGGCAGCAAAUGCGGUAACCACGUCGCCGGACUUUGUCAGCGUGGAGUUCGAUGACGGGGACAGCGGCAGGAUCCGCUUGCAGAACAUCCGGCUGCUCCUCAGCGACUAUCCCAUAGCAGAGUACAACGAUAAUCCCCUCUACUCAGUAGGCAAGCAGAAGCGCAGCGCUCUGCGCGGUGCUGAGAGUGGUCCUGGCGGAUGCUCGCAGGAGCAUUUGAGCGUGCCCGGCUGCGAGGACUCGCAUAGUCACCAUAGCUUGGGGAUGAGUAGCGACAACACCACUUCGCUGGCCGCCACCAUGGAGCUGUUCACGCAGCGCAGUGAGAAGAAGCGCCUGAAGAAGAGCCUCAAGAAGAUGUCCAAGUCGCAGAACGGCAUCAACAGUUCGGCAACGGCUGUCAAUGGUGGGGCAGAUGCAGCUCCGUCCGGUGAAGGGUGCGCGGCGGGUGCAGAUGAUGCCGCCCGUAAGCAUCACAAGCACAAAAAGCGCAAGAAGCACAAGAAGCAUCAUCGCAAGAAUGGUAGCGAGGAGCCAGAGCCAGAGCAAGUGCAGCAGCAGCAGGAACAGCAGGAAUCAGCAGGAACGGCACCGACGCCGAAUACAAAUCGCGUUAAAAUGGAGGUCAAGGUCAAGGCAGAGCAGCUGGAAAUGGAGGAGGAGACGGCCUCCAAUCUCAUGUCAGAGAUAUCCGAUGAGGCCAAGGGCGAGGAUCUGGUGGAGCAUAACAAUUCCAAGGGCAGCAGCAAGAUUGCUGCCUUCCUGCCGGAGCGGCAGCUGUGGGGUUGGCAUGGCACCGCCUAUCGCAAGGCGGGCGUCAAGGGACGCGCCAGAAAGCAAUUUUACAAAACAAUCAAAAGGGGAAAGGAGACUAUCACGGUCGGGGACAGUGCAGUAUUUCUAUCAACGGGCAGACCAGACCGACCAUAUAUCGGUCGCAUUGAGUCCAUGUGGGAGACCACAACGGGUAACAAAGUGGUGCGCGUGGCGUGGUUCUAUCAUCCGGAAGAGACGACCGGCUGCCCAAAGUUAAGAUUUCCGGGUGCUCUGUUUGAAUCGCCGCACGAGGAUGAAAACGAUGUGCAGACAAUUUCGCAUCGGUGCGAGGUGCUGCAGUUUGGCAGCUACUUCGACAAAUUCGGUGCCGAUUCGAAGCAAUAUCAAUCCAUAUACGAUAACAAUGAUACAUAUUAUUUAGCCGGGCACUAUAACCCAAGGUUGCAAGUGCUGAAACUACAAGACGAUAUUCCAACUCUCGAAGAGCUGCAGGAUACAAAUACUACUACUACUACAACUACAACUAAAACAACUACUACCGAGGAUUAAGCGAAACGUGGCGUGGAUAGGCAUAGUCGUGUUUAGGCAUAGUGCAUACAAAUCUAUAUAUAUACAAUAUAUAUACACACAUUAUACAUAUAUUUUAUGAUACGUGAGAGAUGGAGAUGAAGCAGAGAUAUACCUAUUAUAUGUAUACAAAUAUUAUUUCAAUAUAUUUUAAAUGUAUUAUGUAUUUCGAAAAAAAGAAACAAACACAAAAAAAAGGACAUCGGACGAGAAAGAUAUAUAACGAGAGAGAGAGAGAACAAGGAACUAAGCAACAACCUUUAAAUUAAUGUGUAGUUACGAGACAAGCGCAAGCAAUUUUAAGUCUAAUUUUUGUAAAAAGAAAAACAAAAGAAAGAGCUAAGAGAUGCGCGACAAAGUUGAUUUACUCAAAGUUCAGCAAAAAUGUAUACAAACGAAAUGUGUGCUUCUACAUCCUACAUCCCCUGCGACCAUUCGACACCACACACAAGACACAAGCAACCAACCAACCAACCAAGCAUCCAACAAUCCGCACUUAGAGCCCCCUUCUACAGAUACGGAUACACUUGUUACUUUACGUGUAUACCUACCACAUGUUUCAGAUUAAAUUUAAAACGUGUUUUAAUGAUUUUAAGCAGGCAACAUGCAGCAACUACUACUAUAAAUGUAACAAUUCAAUGUGAUAGCAAAACAAACCCAGAUGUUGAUGUGUACAGAGGAGAGAAUAAGUAUAGAUGAUAACUAAGAGAUCAAGCGAAAUGUGUGUGUUGAAUAUUUACAGCUCGUUUAUUCACGAAGAACAGCAAAAUAUAAAAUCAAACCUAUCUUUAAUUACAUCAAUAAACUUGCCGGAUAUAUUGAAA
Drosophila kikkawai is the source of this 6578-nucleotide messenger RNA. It is a transcript of the gene wge, whose product is annotated as winged eye. NCBI's taxonomy places the organism in Eukaryota, Metazoa, Arthropoda, Insecta, Diptera, Drosophilidae. The record is from RefSeq and is a predicted model, not a curated record. Gene Ontology annotation, molecular function: chromatin binding.